CUUUCACUUCAGCGCGAGUGUAUUUCUGUCCACGUUGGUCAAGCCGGAGUUCAAAUUGGAAAUGCUUGUUGGGAGCUAUACUGCUUGGAGCAUGGAAUUCAGCCUGAUGGUCAGAUGCCGAGCGACAAAACCAUCGGCGGAGGAGAUGAUUCCUUCAACACUUUCUUCAGUGAAACUGGAGCGGGAAAACAUGUUCCUCGCGCUGUGUUUGUUGAUUUGGAACCCACAGUUGUUGGUACGCGUGCAGUGUGUCCUCGAAAGUUUCAUAUGUUUUCUGAAAAUACUUUCAAAAUUUUAGCCUUAGGUUAAUUCAGUGAUAUUUUGAAAUAGAGAUCCACUUUAAGAGGUCAAGUGCCUUUCAUUGCCACCGAGUUUUUGCUGUUGACAGCUGUUGCUAUGGCCGAUUUGUUGCGAAACCUAAGCAACAACAGUAAACAAACAGACCGGUGGACCGUUAUACACUGUUUCUAAGAACAGCUAAUGUGGAAAUUUCUCAAGUGAUUUUCUUAUCUAAGUGAAGAAAACUAAUAAACAUCCUAUAAAUUUUUUUCUUACAGAUGAGGUGCGCACAGGUACCUACAGACAGCUGUUUCACCCAGAACAGUUGAUAACCGGCAAAGAAGACGCCGCUAACAACUAUGCUCGCGGGCAUUACACUGUUGGAAAGGAGCUCAUUGAUAUUGUUUUGGACAGGAUCAGAAAACUGGUUAGUGAACUAUAAAGGCCAUUUUCCGUCAGUCUCAUCACAAGCUGUUGUAUGAAAGUUAGUAAUCCUUCUCACCUUUGUUCACUUAAACAGGCAGAUCAAUGCACUGGAUUGCAAGGAUUCCUUAUCUUCCACUCCUUUGGUGGAGGUACUGGUUCUGGUUUUACAUCUCUUCUCAUGGAGCGUCUGUCUGUUGACUAUGGCAAGAAAUCUAAAUUGGAGUUCUCUAUCUACCCAGCACCUCAGAUUUCAACAGCAGUGGUUGAACCUUACAACUCCAUUCUGACCACUCACACCACCUUGGAACAUUCUGACUGUGCCUUUAUGGUGGAUAAUGAAGCCAUUUAUGACAUCUGCCGUCGUAACUUGGACAUAGAAAGACCAACUUACACCAACCUGAACCGUCUGAUUGGUCAGAUCGUAUCCUCCAUUACUGCUUCACUGCGCUUUGAUGGUGCACUGAAUGUCGACUUGACUGAAUUCCAGGUAGCUAUAACU
Messenger RNA from Porites lobata, 1204 nucleotides. The record is from the annotation of a GenBank genome assembly. Lineage: Eukaryota; Metazoa; Cnidaria; Anthozoa; Scleractinia; Poritidae.